AAGGGCGGGCGCGGGGGGGCGGGGAGGCGUGCGUGUGAGCGAGGCCGGUGCGGCGGCGGCGCGGUGUGCGCGGCUGUGGCUGAGCUGACCGUUUCUUUGGAGAAGAAAAACCUUAACAUGGCAAGCAAAGGAAGUAAUACAGACUGCAUGUCAUGCAGUGUGCUGAACUGGGAGCAGGUCAGCCGCCUGCAUGAAGUUCUUACAGAGGUGGUUCCAAUCCAUGGGCGAGGUAACUUCCCAACGCUGAAGAUAACUCUGAAGGACAUAGUUCAGACUGUUCGGAGUAGGCUGAAUGAAGCAGGUAUUGCAGUACAUGAUGUCCGUCUGAAUGGCUCUGCAGCUGGCCAUGUCCUGGUCAAAGAUAAUGGUCUGGGCUGCAAAGACUUGGAUCUCAUUUUUCAAGUUUCUCUUCCAAGUGAGGCAGAGUUUCAGUUGGUUCGAGAUGUGGUGUUGCGUUCCCUCUUGAAUUUCUUACCAGAAGGAGUAAGCAAACUGAAAAUCAGUCCAGUAACGCUGAAGGAAGCCUACAUCCAGAAGCUAGUUAAAGUGUCUACGGAGUCUGAUCGUUGGAGUUUGAUAUCACUUUCCAACAAACAUGGCAGGAACGUGGAGCUGAAGUUUGUAGACUGCAUAAGACGCCAGUUUGAGUUCAGUGUAGACUCUUUCCAAAUCAUACUGGAUUCCCUGCUCUUUUACUAUGACUACUCAGAAAACCCCAUGUCAGAGCACUUCCAUCCAACUGUGAUUGGGGAGAGCAUGUAUGGAGAUUUUGAAGCAGCUUUUGAUCACCUCCAGAACAAGCUGAUAGCUACCAAAAAUCCUGAAGAGAUCCGAGGUGGUGGUCUUCUGAAAUACAGUAACCUCUUAGUGCGAGACUUCCGCCCCAUGGAUAAAGAUGAGAUCAAAACAUUAGAGCGCUACAUGUGCUCCCGAUUCUUCAUAGACUUCCCAGACAUCCUCGAUCAGCAGCGCAAACUAGAGACCUACCUCCAGAACCACUUCUCCAAAGAAGAGAGGAGCAAAUAUGACUACCUCAUGAUUCUGCGCAGGGUGGUGAAUGAGAGCACUGUGUGUCUCAUGGGACAUGAGCGAAGACAGACUCUCAACUUGAUUUCUCUGCUGGCUCUUAAAGUACUGGCAGAACAGAACAUCAUCCCUAACGCCACUACUGUUACCUGUUACUAUCAGCCAGCACCUUACGUUAGUGAUGUAAACUUCAGCAAUUACUAUCUUGCAAAUCCUCCUGUGCCAUAUAGCCAGUCCUACCCCACUUGGUUGCCUUGCAAUUGAUUGCUUCACUUGAGUGUUCUUCUGCGGAGGCUUCUAAAAGCUGAGUGUACAUAGACAAGUAAUGGACAUUUGUAGGUUUUUCUAAUAAGUAUGACUGUUGGACUAAUUACUUUCUGGUAUGCAGUAGGAAUAUGCAACCAGGUGACAUGUGAAGAACCUUUUCAGUUUAUCUCUACAAAUGCCGAGAAGCCUUAUCAUCUCUUCACUGGGAGAAGAGAACCAGCAGCCAAAUACUAGAGGAAUAGUUACAGAACUAGGUACUAGUCUUGAAAAUGGCUAUUAACUUGUCAUCUAAGUGGAGUAUUCAAUAAACUGUGUUAGUUACUAGAGCUAAGACUGGGAAAUAUCUUGUGCAGAGCAGAAGCUGAUUCAAAACCAAAACUUUCUGUUGACAAACCUCUUUACUUUGUACAUCCUCAGUUCAAAUUCUGGCCAGCUUUCUACUGAAUUGUUGCGUAAGAGUAGUCUUGUCAUGCUUGGGCUGCUUCUACUUUUUGGCUGUGUGGAACUGGUAACUGUAUGGAUACUGUCCCUCUAGUAGAGGGCCUAAUGGUUGUUUCCUCUAAUGCAUGGGCAUAUGUGGUUCUGCCUCAAGUUCAAGGUUUCUAUGAAGUUGGAGAUGGAUUAAUAAGCCUGUUUCUAAAAGCAUGAGUUGGCUAAAAUUUCUGGAGUAUGAAAAUUUGGAAGUUGGCUUCCCUAAGCAUGCAGCAAAAGGUGAUCUAAACAAUUACUAGUGCGAAAAGUCCUUGAAAUGAGGAAUUAAAGCCUUAAAUAGAAUUGGAACCACUACUUGAGUAGGAUGGGAAGAAUACUGUUAAGUAGAGGCUCAAGAAAAAGCCUUUUUGACUGCAUCUUUCCAAACAGUUAUUGGCACAGUUGGAAAACAGUGCAGCUCUUACACUGAAGUUCUACGUUUCUUCCUCAUGGGUCCCCAGCAAGCAAAAAAAAAAAAAAAGCACUAACUUGUAGGCUGAUGUGCACUCCUGUCAGUAUAAAUUUCUAAAGCGCCUCCUUAUUUUUCCUGUACAAAUUCAGGCAGGUCCUGCUGGCUUGCAUUUGCCUCUACUUAAGGGUAAAGCUUAUUGGUUUCUCAUUAUCAUUUGAUCACUGUAUAAUAUGAUGUUUUGGGAGGUUAAAUUCUUGGUUAAUUGUGGUCUUAAACUUCACUUGAUGAGGUGUAUAAACCCUAAGCAGAGCUCUCCACAGAGGCUGAAUAUGGUGAAAGUCUGCCCCCAGUUUCAGAAUAACCUCUGAAAGAGUAUCUACUCCCUUGGAGGUGUAGGGGGCUGAACUUCUUAAAGGGUACUGCUUUGACACUUCUGUGCUUUAAGGAUGAUUCUGUAUAAAGCAGUACUAGAAGCUGGCUGGUAGUACCUUGACUGGAAACUUUCACUGAAUUGCAAUAGCAAAAUGCAUACUGUAAAUGAUUUUGUUUCCUUUGCUUAAUCAGAGAAGUAGACUAAAGAGGCAAAAGUUAGAGCUAUUUAAUAUGUACCGGUGCAAUGGUUAAGGAUACUUAACUGCAACUCUUACGUCUUCUUGCUGUCUCCCUGAAUGUGUGAGACCAAAGUGCUGGAUCAAACAAAUGACUUAAGCGUAGAAAGAAAAGCAGAUGAAAUACAACUACAUGAUUGCUGUUAGAUGUGAAGAACAAUAGCAGAGCAGCAUUUACCUGGUAGUGGAAAAACUGCCUGUUCUUGGUAGGACCAAAGGCUUCUUGCUAUGUUGCAAGCUCUCCCGCUUUUUUUUUGUAACUAAUGCGUGAAGACCACAUUAUAGCAGCAAGGCUACUUUCCUGUUGUUGUUCAGGAUUCACUUAGCUUAGGAAGGCAGGGAGGGAUAGGAUUGUGAAAGCAGGCUGCAACCAGGCAUGCUUUAUGUUAAUAUCUUGUACAGUCUUGUAAGCAUCUUCAGUAGCAAAUCUUUUCUUUAUUAAGGACUCUUGAAUAGUCAAAGUACUUAAGGAUGAGUUUACUUUCAAAUUUUUCUAGGAAUUGUGGCUUGGACUUGAUGCAAUUUAUAGGCAAGGUACCUCUCACCUGGAACACUGGCAAUUUGGAAGGCUUUUCUUAAAACUGACGUGAUGUUGAUGUUAUUAUGUGUGUCAAACUUAAUGCAAGCUUACUGACAGAAUGAGAGUGCAUGCAGAGCAAUACUUGGUCUAUUACAGAGUAUCACUAGAAGGGAGGAAGUCCUUUUGUUUAAGAACUUCUAAUUGCUUUCAUCUCUUAAAUAGCUUCAGUUGACUUUUCUAAAAAGCUAUACUUGUUUCAGAAGUAAGCCAAAACCAUUGCCUAGAGGGACAAGUUCAAUUUGCAUAUCAGCUUAGACUCAAGUCUUGUGGGAUCUCAUGGCUGGUCUUUAGAAACUUUUUGUGUGUAUCAGCUCAUGCAGAAAAAGUAGUCAAUACUCAAAAGGAGUCCUUACAAGCUUGAAGCAAAUUAUCUUUUUCUUUACUGGUCUAGAAUACUUUAUAUAGAAUACUUUACUAGUGCUAGAAUAAAGCUCUCCUGUGUUCCUACUGGGACAGAGCUAUGGACACCUCUAGCUUCCUGCAAUAAAUAUUUGUGCUCUUGGUGAUGUAACUUGUUGCUGAGGCCUCUAAGGAAGCUUUGUUGAAUGCCUUCUCUCUGAACAGCUGACUCCCUUGGUUUAAGCUUUGCAGGACUACUGGGUCUUAAAUUGUUCUGGCAUAUUAAAUUACUGAUACUUUUCAGUCUGGAUGUUAAGUUCUUGUAGUUAAACUGUAGCCUGAAGUUGGUUAUUACCUACUGUAUUGGCACUAAAUUGAAGAAACAGUGUUAACUGGGACAGUGUUCUCUCUUUUUACCUUCAAAUAAUCCUAGUUUGGCAGUUUAGAUAGAGUGAAAUACUAAAUAGAUUUCUGUCAGGGUGCUGCCUGCAGCCUGCCCCUUUCUGGUUUCAAAUUGUUUUGGCAGCCUGAUGUCCCAGGUGGCAGCAGCUCUGUCUGGUGUGUGCUAGUUGGUUUGUGAUCAGGUUUACAAGGACCCUGCAGCUGGGAGUAAUAUGAGAAUGAGUGUUAAGGUAAUGACCCAAGGCCAAGAUCAGGCUGCCUGCUUGAUUCAGUCUCCCUGUAGUGCUAAAUUGUGCAAACCUCUUCUCUGCUUGCUUCUGUAUCAAGUAGAAGUUUGAGAGAGGCUACUAAACUUCAGGCUAUUACCGUAAUGUAUUCUUUCUAAGCAGGGCAUCAAAGCAGAACUGCGGAAAUACUGGACUGCAAGACUUGUAUCAGCACAUCCUAGGCUUCUAGGAAACUAGACUGUAGUUUAAAAUAGCAAUUUUCUUUCUGGAGCUUAAACUCUGCAGGGCUAAGCCAGUCUGAAGCUAUGCAACUGUUUGUGAAUAUUUGUCACCAAGUUCCCUUUAACUUACAGUUUAUUGAUAUUACUUCCUCAUCAUAAGAGAUUAAAUCUUUUUAUUUGAUAAAGAUGCUACUAAAGAAAUCUACUGGUAAAGUGUGUUUUAGUCACUCUCAUAAAAUCCGUAUGCUGACCACCAUAACUCUGAAAAGUGAUAAGGUAAAGCAUACCUUAUGCUCCUUCAGCUCAAGAUGUAAAUUGGUGUGCUUGUCUUCAGCUUGUUCACUUAGCCACUAAACUGGAGGUUGUGAAAAACAGUUCCUCAGAAGCAGUGUUUUGUUUUAACACGAGUAGUCUGUCAACAGAGCGGAAGGUUUAAACCAGGUCUCAAUUAGAACUUUAAGUAUUUGGACUAUAGAUAUCUGUAUCUUUGGACUGAGUUAUGGAGUUAAGCAUACGGUAUGUCUUGUGCCUAGAUGUCACGGGAUUCUGAUUGUUAAAGUAGCUGCUAAUGUGGGUGGUGAUCUCUGCUUAUCACUACAUGAAUAGUUUGGAGAUAGCUUCUUAUAAAAUGAUUUGGACAAAUUACUUCAGGUUUAAACUGUCAGUGUGCUGGUAGUACUUGUUUUCUAUCCCUCUCAUUGAACUAACUGAAUUGGGUGCCAUAAUUGUUAGACACAGGAAUAAGCAAUAAGCUGGUCAUUGUCAGUAACAAAUGCAUGAUUUGGGCACUGGGAGCCAAAUAGAUGGUAAUUCUUCUAGCCUUUGCAUCAAAGUCUUGCUCAAACCAUUACUGUCAAUUGUUUGGUAAAUAUGGUAAACUGUAUUUCGUAUGGGCUCUUUAAUUGCAGUGGAACUUUUUCUAAGGUGGGAUGCUGGGCUAUAGUUAUAGAAGUUUUGGGAGUGGUUGGAACGCUCCAGCUUUUCUUCUUCACUGGAAGAGAAGGCUGCUCACUGAAGUGUCCGCAUUGGGCUUGUCUCUCUUUCUGGUUGAAACUGCACUUUUUGUUGAAAUUUAAAGGCUUUUUUUCUGUGUUUAUUCUUUUUGAUUUUACUAUUAGAAGUCAGCUCUUGGAAAAUCUGUCUUGUACCUGUUUUGACAAAGUGAAUUUUUUUUUCUUUAAGCUGGCAGAACAAGAUACUAGAAAGAUUUCAAUUUGUGAUGAGCCCAAAUGUGAGAUUAGUCACAGUAACUACCUACUGUCCUGCACUGUGGUGUUCACUGUCACCCUUGGAAAUGAGGUUUUGGAGCUUAAUGAUUCUGAAAUACUUGUACAAAUAAACUUAUGCUAAACACUGUUUGCCUCAA
Numida meleagris (helmeted guineafowl) is the source of this 5919-nucleotide messenger RNA. RefSeq names its product family with sequence similarity 46 member C (gene TENT5C). Gene Ontology annotation, biological process: mRNA stabilization. The record is from RefSeq and is a predicted model, not a curated record. Gene Ontology annotation, molecular function: RNA binding; poly(A) RNA polymerase activity. The transcript is spliced from 2 exons. Lineage: Eukaryota; Metazoa; Chordata; Aves; Galliformes; Numididae. Bases 118 to 1290 code for a protein of 390 amino acids.